Molecule: messenger RNA, 1254 nt
Organism: Leishmania mexicana MHOM/GT/2001/U1103
Lineage: Eukaryota; Euglenozoa; Kinetoplastea; Trypanosomatida; Trypanosomatidae
Product: putative fatty acid desaturase
Exons: 1
Coding region: 1-1254 (417 amino acids)
Biological process (GO): lipid metabolic process
Cellular component (GO): membrane
Molecular function (GO): oxidoreductase activity, acting on paired donors, with oxidation of a pair of donors resulting in the reduction of molecular oxygen to two molecules of water
Source: RefSeq, a predicted model, not a curated record
AUGACCCUUGACAGCGUCCUUCCGCACCAACCGAACGAGGUGCUCAUUGAUGGCGUCCUUUACGAUUGCACCGACUUCCGGCACCCGGGCGGCGGCAUUCUGAGGUACUACCUCGGCAGCGGCGACGCCACCGAGACAUACCGGCAGUUCCACCUGAAGCUGCCCAGGGCGGACAAGUACCUCAAGCGGCUGCCAAAUCGCCCCGCGCCAUCACAGCGCAGCUUCAACGCGGAUGAGCACAGGCGAUUGGCGAAGCUCUCGCGGGACUUCAAGGCGCUGCAGGAUGCGUGCGUGGAGGAGGGCCUCUUUAACGCCAGCUGGCCGCACAUCGUCUACCGGUUCUCUGAGCUGAUCCUGAUGCACGCCAUCGGUCUCUACAUGCUCUUCCGUCUUCCGAUGCUGUGGCCCAUCGCGCUGCUGAUCCUUGGAGUGGCGGAGGGGCGGUGUGGCUGGUGGAUGCACGAGGCCGGCCACUACAGCGUCACCGGCAUUCCGUGGCUGGACAUUAAAAUACAGGAGGUGCUCUACGGACUCGGCGAUGGAAUGAGCGCGUCGUGGUGGCGGUCGCAGCAUAACAAACACCACGCUACUCCGCAGAAGCACCGCCACGAUGUGGACCUUGAGACACUGCCGCUCGUCGCCUUCAACAAGGUUAUCGCACGCCGCGGCAAGAGGAACGCGAACAUUCGUGGCUGGAUCUCUCUGCAGAUGUACCUCUUCGGCCCCGUCACCUGCUCCCUUGUCGCCCUCUACUGGCAGCUCUUCCUCCACGUCCGCCACGCCAUGCGCACUCAGCGUUACACAGAGGGCGCUGCUAUCCUGUGCCGCUGGAUCGCGGUCGGCGUUAUCUGUCACCAGCUGCAGGUUUCGUUCUGGCAAGGCCUCGGCGGCGUUCUCUUCUCCCAGGCCUUCAGCGCCGCCUACAUCUUCAUCAACUUCGCCCUCAACCACUCUCACCUGCCGAUGCUUCCGGAAGAUGAACACGCGCACUUCGUCGAGUACGCGGCCAUCUACACCAUGAACGUGACACCGUCGUGGUUCGUGACGUGGUUCAUGGGCUACCUGAACUUCCAGGUGGAGCACCACCUGUUCCCUACCAUGCCACAGUUCCGCUUCCCCCAACUGGCGCCGCGAGUGCGGAAACUUUUCGAGGAGAACGGCCUCAAGUACGACUCGCGUCCGUACAUGGAGUCGCUCCAGAAAACCUUCAAGAACCUCGGCGACGUGGCCGCGUUCAUCGUUGCGGAGAACUGA